Sceloporus undulatus (fence lizard) is the source of this 2979-nucleotide messenger RNA. It is a transcript of the gene PPP1R16A, whose product is annotated as protein phosphatase 1 regulatory subunit 16A. Lineage: Eukaryota; Metazoa; Chordata; Lepidosauria; Squamata; Phrynosomatidae. Gene Ontology annotation, cellular component: cytoplasm. Bases 1516 to 2724 code for a protein of 402 amino acids. Gene Ontology annotation, molecular function: protein binding; phosphatase regulator activity; enzyme inhibitor activity. The record is from RefSeq and is a predicted model, not a curated record. The transcript has 10 exons.
UUCCGGUCUGGGCCGGAAGUGUGGCCGGUUGCCAUGGCGGCGAGUCUGGGCCUAGUGGGAAAGGCGAGGCGAGGCUCGAUUAAGGCGGCGGAGAGGCCGGGAGGAGAGAAAGGCUCCCAGGAGUGCGCUUGCCAGGAGGCAGCAUGGAGCUCCGUUUAGUGCUCCAUGAGUGGCACCGUGAUGCCGUUGGAGAGAUGGAGGGAGGAGUCUUCUGCUACCACCGCAGCUCACCCUGACCAGCCAGUUCCUUGCGCUGAGUUCCGUACUGAGUAGCUGGAAAGAGACAGAGCACCAACACAGGCAGAUGGACUUUGUCCUUGCUGAAGGCUUUGGAAACAAGAAGAAGGCUGCAAGUGGAGGGAGAAGAGACCACCCUCACUGCCUUCCCAGCCCUCCAUGCCUUUGGAGGAAGGCUUUAGAAAGAGCUGGAGGCCGGCCUGGGAAAACUCUUCUACAAGCAUUUUGUUCCUGAACAGCUGCGAGAGCACAGCUACUACCUGGUGCUGCAAAAACUGGGAGUUGUUUGCCUCAUAUUAUCGGUGUGGGCGCUCUGAGUGAAAACUCUGGCACACCUUUGAACCUCUAGCCUGGAAGAGAAGGUACAGACGCAGGCAGCUCUGAUAGAGGGACCACAGGCUCUCCAACCAGAGCAGUGUUUGGCUGGGAAUGGCUUGGCCACCCGAGGAGACCUGUCCUCCUUGCUUCCUGGGCUCUGAGACUUCACUCCCCAAGCAGAGGAGGUCACAGGCUGAGCGUUAUCUAGGGAAUGAGAUUUGUAUCGCAGCCUGAAUGGUCGUAAUUCCCCUGCAGGAGGUCUCCUAGAAACCUGUUGUUGGCUGCACUCUGAACGGGAAGCACACAGAGGCUGGGAAGCCUGGCAGAAGAUUAAAGUGGGACCGAAGGACUCGGAUUUAGCCUUCCCUUUCAUUCUUGGUUGGCAGGUUACCUUGUGAAGGCGGCAGUGGUGUGCGUGUGUGAGUGUGUUGUUUAAACUGCCUGUACUAUGCAGGAAAAGGGCUAGCAAAGCCCUCUGGUUCAGCCUCUACUCCUGAGUAAAUCUGAGGAGAGAUAAUGGAAGUACAGCAUCCCUGAGGUAACUAAUCCCACCUUUGGGAGUGGUGUUCCCAGAUCUUCCAGUCGGUGCCUCCUUUUCCCAGUUCCAGCCUGGGUGGAGAAGAGAGGCAGAAGCUCCUGGCAUACAUUGCUGGCAAACCUGUCACAUGUACCACCUGGCAAGAGACACUGAGACUUCAGGUAUAUAGGGACCAGUUUUUACCUCCACUCCAGGUUGGUUGCAAAGUAUACCCCUCCUUUGCCAGAGAGGAUAUGACAGUCCCAGCAAGUGGUUAUGGCACAUAAGUAAGAUUUCAUUAUUCCUUCUCCAAAUGCUCCCGCAGAGGUAUUGGCGAUGUGUGACAGGGGGGCCAGGACCGUUAAAUUUCCCACUUCUCUGUCUCCUCCCACACUCCCCCCAUCUUUUGAAGCGGAGGUGAGCAUCUGAUCCCACAACCAGCCAUGGCGGAGCACCUGGAGCUGCUAGCUGAGAUGUCGGCGGUGGGCCGGAUGGGCACCCAGGAGCGUCUGAAGCACGCCCAGAAGCGGCGCACCCAGCAACUGAAGAAGUGGGCACAGUUUGAGAAAGAGAUCCAAAGUAAGAAGGCCAAGGGGGAGAAGAGGAGGAAGAAGGGGAGCAGCAAAGAAAAGCAGGUGGUGUUCCCUGAAAAUGUCCGGCUCUUGGAGGCUGCCUGCCGCAACGAUGUAGAAGAAGUUCGCCAGUUUCUUCAGAGCGGCCUUGAUCCCAACCUUUACAAUGAAGAUGGCCUCACUGCAUUGCACCAGUGUUGCAUUGAUGACUAUGAGGAUAUUGUGCUGCUGCUUCUGGAAGCUGGGGCCGACGUCAACGCCUGUGACAGUGAACUCUGGACCCCCCUGCAUGCCGCUGCCACCUGUGGGCACCUGCACUUGGUGGAGCUGCUCAUUGCAAAAGGCGCCAACCUGCUGGCCGUCAACUCGGAUGGGAAUAUGCCAUACGACCUCUGUGAGGACGACGCUACCUUGGACUACAUCGAGACAGCCAUGGCCGAACAAGGCAUCACUCAGGAGACCAUUGAGGAGGCCCGUUCGACAGUGGAGCGCGCCAUGGUGAAUGACAUCCGCCGGCUGGUUAAGGAAGGAGUCGAUCUGAAUACACCACUGGACCACAGCGCUACCCUGCUGCACAUUGCCUCGGCCAACGGCUACCUGGAGGCGGCUGAGCUGUUGUUGGAACACAAAGCCAGCAUGAGUGCCAAGGAUAAUGAUGGCUGGCAGCCUCUCCACGCUGCAGCUUGCUGGGGCCAGAUUCAACUGGUGGAGCUGCUGGUGGCCCACGGGGCUGAUCUCAAUGGGAAGUCGGUGCUGGAUGAGACUCCCCUCGAUGUCUGUGCAGAUGAGGAGGUGCGCGCCAAGCUGAUGGAACUGAAGCAGAAACACGACGCCAUCAUGAAAUCUCAUGACAAACACAAGUCGCUGCUCCAGCGCCGCACCUCCAGCGCCGGGAGCCGAGGGAAAGUGGUGCGGCGGGUCAGCGUGACAGAGCGCACCAACCUCUACCGCAAGGAGCACGAGAAAGAGGCCAUUGUGUGGCAGAGGCAGCAGCAGCAGGAGAGCGAGGCAGAGGACGAGGAUAGGCAGACGGAUGCUGAGCUUCAGCUACGGGUGUCGGUGAGUUGGAGUGGAUCCUGAGGCUCUGCAGCUCAGAUCUGUGUGUUUGUGUGUUUGUAUAAGAGAGAGAUGAUGGCCCUGUCAUCACUUGCCAGAAUACUUCAGGGUGCCCCCAGAAUAUUUUGGCCGUAAACCCUCCUACCUGCUCUAUUUUGUUAUGCACUUUAUGCUCUUGUAGCGAACACCGUCUGGCUACAUUCCCACACAGUCCCCAUUCAGCAUCUGGCAUCACUGGUGAGGUCAGAACAAGGUUCCCAGCUCUGUUAUUGAUGCUGA